This is a messenger RNA of Phycodurus eques (leafy seadragon), 3672 nucleotides long. RefSeq names its product NOP2/Sun RNA methyltransferase 6 (gene nsun6). Bases 181 to 1602 code for a protein of 473 amino acids. Gene Ontology annotation, biological process: RNA methylation. NCBI's taxonomy places the organism in Eukaryota, Metazoa, Chordata, Actinopteri, Syngnathiformes, Syngnathidae. The record is from RefSeq and is a predicted model, not a curated record. The transcript is spliced from 11 exons. Gene Ontology annotation, molecular function: RNA binding; methyltransferase activity.
AAAAUGUUGUGCUGGUGCGAGAAAAGUGGACAAUUGAACACAUUAGAGAGGCAUGUUGUAAGAUUAUUCACAGUGGGAACAGUCGGCGCCUCUGGUAUGUCUACAAUAUGACAUCUAUGGCGCAAAUAUUCAGUAAGAGUUGUAAUUUUACCAGUCGGUAACGUUGUGCGGUGUAUUAUCAUGGCGGAAGCUGAAGUGGCGACAAAAACAGACAAAAUGUCGGUCUUUCCAAACAUUUCUCUGAGGCUGGAGGUCGCCGAUUACCUGAAGGGAGUGUUCUUAAACAAGGAGCUGUUGGCGUCCGUCGGCCAUCAGGAAGCCGAACGCAAUUUCCAGAUGCUUCUCACCUGCCUGUCGCACCCUCCGUCUUACACCUGCGUCCGGGCCAGCGUCCACCUGGCUCCGCAGAGCGAGGUCCGACGCAUGCUGGGCGAGGAGCUGAAGAAGCAAACGUGCGGAUGGGAGGAGGAGGAGCAGCUGGAGAUCGUCCCGCAUCCCAGCGUUCCGGAUGUGCUGCUGAUCCCUGUGGUCGGCCCAAGACGUGUGCAGGAGCUCGGCUCCGAGGCCGAGGUGGUGGUGGGUGCGCAGUGCGGCCACGCCGUGCUGAGGGGCGCUGACGUGUUUGCCCCCGGAAUUCUAUCCUGUCCCAAGCACAUGAAGGCUGGGGACGUGGUGUCGGUGUUCUCCGACGUGGAGGGAAAGUGCACCCGGGGAGCAUUCGGUUUCCACGGGUUGAAAAUAUUUGUGGGGAACGGUUUGGCCGAAAAGGACCGCCGCGGCAUUUUCGGCACAGGAGAAACCGUCAGGGGCGUCGGCGUGCGUAUGACGGAGCCCCUUUACAGGAGUCCCUCCUUUGAUGGAGUCUUAUCUCACCUGGCCUUCUUACAGAACCUUCCAUCUGUGGUCGUGGGCCACGUUCUGGGUCCUCGUCCCGGAGAGCGCAUCCUGGACAUGUGCGCCGCCCCGGGGGGGAAGACGUGCCACAUCGCUGCCCUCAUGGAGGAUCGGGGUGAAGUGGUGGCCUUGGACAAGAUCCGAAACAAGAUGGAGCCGAUUCGCCGGAAUGCUGAAAUGUUGCAGUUACGCAGCGUGACGGCGUUUUGCUUCAACAGCACCAAAGUCGUGAGCGACGAGAUUCACCGCGGCGCAGAAGGGCCGCCCUUCCCUCCCGAGAGCUUCGACCGCGUGCUGCUGGACGCGCCCUGCAGCGGCCUCGGCCAGAGGCCGAACAUGUCGAGCACCUGGAGUCUGAAGGAGGUUUGCUCCUACGCGCCCCUGCAAAGAAGCCUCCUCCGUGCCGCUGUGCGCGCAUUAAAGCGCGGCGGCGUCCUGGUGUACAGUACGUGCACGGUGACGCUGUCUGAGAAUGAGGAGCAGGUGGCUUGGGCCCUGCGCACCUUCCCCGGACUCACGCUGCUGCCUCAGGAGCCUCGCGUGGGGGUCGAGGGCAUGCCGGGUGCGGGGCUGUCCCCGGAGCAGCUCGGCCUCCUCCAGAGGUUCCGACCCGAGUUGAGCUGGGAGGCCACCGCCGCGACACCCCUCGCCAGCAGGGCCGACGGCGACACCAUCGGAUUCUUUAUCGCCAAGUUUCAGAAAAACUGACUUGCUCCCUGCUGGGAUGCUCGGGAACAAAAGCACACUUUGACGCAAAUGGCUGACAACGCUGUAAUGUGCAUGCCAGGCCAGUAGGUGGCAACGGCACUAUGUAAAAGCCAUAGCACAGUAAACAAAAAUGGACAGUUCUGUAUACAUUUUAUGCAUGACAUGGGCAAGCACAUAAUGGAUUUAAAAAGUUUACACACCCCGUUUAAAUGCCAGGUUUUUGUGAUCUAAAAAUAUCAGACCAAGAAAAAAAAAUUCAAACCUUUUUCCCAUCAUUAAUUUGACCUAUUACCUGUACAACUCCAUCCAUCCAUUUUCUCCAAUUGAAAAAAAUAAUUUUGUAGAGCGAAAGACCUCUGCGGAACAUGGCUUGUCCUGGAUCAAAUAUGUCAGAAAAACCCCAACUUGAACGUUAUUUUGGACUUCGAAUGCAAUUGAUUAAUUCUGAGCACAGCUCCAUCCCCAGCUGUGAGGGGGUGUGCACACUUGUGCAACCACAUUAUCGCAAAUGUAUAUUUUUACUUCCCCUCUCGCAAAUAUUUCCACCAAGUAGUACAGGUGGAGUAAAAAGUUCUUAAAAGAUUCAUCUUGGUCUCAUGUUUUAAUACCAAAAAGCUUGCAUUUGAGCAGCGGUGUGUCGACUUUCAUAUCCGCUCUAUGUUAGCGUUCUCGACUCCAUGAGUUAUAUUUUCACGAAGAUAGUAACUUUUGAGGGCAUGUCCUUUAAUCUUAGCGUUUUCAGCUCCAUGUCUGCCAUUUUUAAGUUUUGACUUUGAAACUUCCACUUUCAGGACUCGUCUUGUAAUAUUAGCAUUUUCCGCUUCAUAGCAUAACAUCUCUAAACGUUUUUUUAAGGGUUUACACGUAAAAAGUAACACUAUUGUUUGAUCAUGCUAGCUUUUGGGCUUCAGAAAUGUUGUUGUGUCAUGUCAACAAAAACAACAGUCCCCUCAGCCCCGCUGCGUUUUAGUAGGCAAUGUGAAAAGGGCUAAGCCGCAUAAACAUUAAGGUAGAGGGCGAAUGCAGCGGCGUUGCCGUGGCAACAGUGACAUCACCGUUGCCAUGCCGAUGGUGGAUUCCUCUCCAGCCUGCGCAGACCAGGAAGUGGCGAUGUCACGAGAGGUAUUAACAAUUUAUCGGUGCCGGCGAAAAUGGAGUUAUUGCAUCUCAAGGAUAAUUUAUGGAUGUUUGUCUAGCUGGCACGAUUCCCAGGAAACCCGAUCCACUCUGAGCCUAUUUUAGACUCAUCCCCCUUUGGUAGUGACGUUGCCACGACAACAGCCCCGUGAGCUUACCUCCAUUUUUCAGUAGCGUUUUAAGAGCGAGGGGGAAGAAUAAGACGAGAAGCUAUUUAUAGACGUGACAGCCUGGGUGUUUUUCAAGGAGCAACGCAACUAUUCUAAGAGUCGCCAGCCUUUAAUACACAUUGAAAAACUUGCACUGCGACCAAUGUAGCUUUAAAAAAAAAAGAAAAAAAAAGGCAAAUUUAUAUCUUGAGAGGAAAUAAAGGCUGUUUGGAAUGACUAUAUAGAGAGUUCAUUUUGUAGCGCUGUUGGAAUGUGUAGUCACUAUAAGGUUAUCCUCCUGUGCCUUCCAUGCAAGUCUGGUAGGACGUCUGAGGGGGGGGAAAAAAAAAAAAAAAAAAAGCGGUUGCAGGCCGAAAAUAGUAAAGAUACCAGAAAAAAGCACAGCUCGGUACAUGAACAAAGUCAUGCGGGUUUUUUUUUUUUUUUUUAUCAAAUAUGCAUAUUUGUGAACAUUCAUGCAUAUCCAUAAGGAUCUAUGCAUAGAUACACACGUGUACGUAAAGUGGUUUUAAUGAAAGUCUACACACCCCUGUUCAAAUGCCAGGUUUUUGUGAUAUAAAAAUUGAGAUCAACAAAAACUUUUUCCACCAUUAAUUUGACCUGACUUCUGUACAACUCAAUUGAGAAACAGGAAAUACUUUCGAGAGGGGAAGUACAAAAAAAACAACACAUGCCAACAUUUUAAGUGCCUCUGAUUAACGCCAAAUGAAGUUAAGCUGUUGUAAUUCGCUUUUCCUGACAGGUCAGACAGGUUAUCAGGGCA